AUGACAGUCAAGAGGUUUCCUGCUCUCACCACAGGCUCCAUUUCACUUCCACUUUUACCCCUGCCAGGCAGGGGCAGGUUCUGCCUGGUGACAGAUGUCCUCUCCGGGAGUGAUAGGAGGGCAGGGUCUUGGCAGAGCCAAUAUCAAAGCAAGGAAGGCCUUGGGUAUGAAGGAGUUUCUUUUCCUACAGAGGAACCAUUAGGCAAAGGAGAGUAUGGACUAGUAAUUCUCCUCAGUGGGGUAAUUCUGAGUUCUCUAAACAGAAACCUAUUGAAUAGGCUGAUGAGCUGGAGAAGGAGGAGAGGUUCAUUCUGGCUCCUUAUUCUAUUGCUGUUUGCUCUGAGGGAGAUCCAGACAGUCCACCACAAGAAUGAAAUAAAACAUACUGCAGUGGGCACAUCCCAAACUCUCUUUGACCUCAUUAUUGUGUCUUUCAUUGAUGACAUCCCAUGGGCUUCCUAUUACAAAUCCAAACACCAGGUAAAGGUGAAGGCAGCCUGGAUGGCUGAGGCUGUGGGAACAAACUUCAUCGAGGAGAUACGACAUUUGACGCUGAACAAUGAGGGAGAUUACCAGUUCCUUAUCCAGUACUUGACAACAAAUGACACCAAGACUGAGAGUAAUCACACAUUGCAGAUUCAUUUUGAUUGUGAAUUAGAUGGAGAUAUCCUGUUGAGUAGCCUUCUGAAGUAUGGCUUGGAUGGAGAAGAUUUGAUCCAGAUAGAAGGUAUAGAAGGACAAUGGGUGGUCCUGAAUCCUAGGGCUCAUAGUUUAAAAUUAAUUUUGGAAAGUCCUAUCUGGACUGAAAUGAGAAAACAUGAAAAUAAGCAAUAUUGUGUUGGAGCAAUGCAGAAAAUCCUUCAGAAAUCAAGCAUGAAAGAAAAUUUACCACCCGAGGUCUAUGUGUCCCGCCGAGAUUUCCCCAAUGGCACUAUCAGAUUCUCCUGUACAGCCACAGGCUUCUACCCACAAUCUAUCCUGCUCCACUGGAAGAAGGGGAGUGAUGGUGCUAUAUGGGGGAAAGAAAGCUCCAGCGGCACCCUGCCUAAUUCUGAUGACACAUUCUACCUCCAGAUCUCCCUGGAGAUCCAGCCAGGAGACACAGGGACAGAUUAUGCUUGUGUGGUAGAUCACAGUCAGCUGGAGGCACCAGCUGUGUACUCUGUCCCUGAGAAGCCCUCCAAGUGGAAUCUGUGGGCUGUUGCUCUGAGCACCCUUCUAGCAGCCAUCCUGAUGAUUAGCUGUUUUGUGAUCUUCACCAAAUGGAAGAAGAGAAGGUCAGGGACAACUUCAGAAGCUCAACUGGAAGGACCUUUUCGUUCUUCUGUUACUUCUCCUGUUAUUCGUCUUCAGUGAAAGAAUUGACCCAGACACCCUGACACCAAGACCGUUGCCAUCUUCCCUCGCAGCCACCACAUAUUCAUCAGAGGGGUCAUAUGUUGCAGAUCUAACCAUAUCCUAAUUCUAUGUCUAACUGGCCUAUAUAGGAGACAGGUAUGGGAUGGGGCAUCCAAUGAACCUCCAGUAAACGUGAGGAACACAAUUCACA
Trichosurus vulpecula (common brushtail) is the source of this 1549-nucleotide messenger RNA. RefSeq names its product hereditary hemochromatosis protein homolog. Gene Ontology annotation, biological process: immune response. NCBI's taxonomy places the organism in Eukaryota, Metazoa, Chordata, Mammalia, Diprotodontia, Phalangeridae. The transcript is spliced from 6 exons. Bases 1 to 1356 code for a protein of 451 amino acids. The record is from RefSeq and is a predicted model, not a curated record. Gene Ontology annotation, cellular component: external side of plasma membrane.